This is a messenger RNA of Saccostrea cuccullata (small rock oyster), 2363 nucleotides long. Its product is annotated as sulfate transporter-like. The record is from RefSeq and is a predicted model, not a curated record. Lineage: Eukaryota; Metazoa; Mollusca; Bivalvia; Ostreida; Ostreidae. The coding region runs from base 193 to 2310 and encodes 705 amino acids. Gene Ontology annotation, cellular component: plasma membrane. Gene Ontology annotation, biological process: transmembrane transport. Gene Ontology annotation, molecular function: oxalate transmembrane transporter activity; sulfate transmembrane transporter activity; chloride transmembrane transporter activity. The transcript is spliced from 3 exons.
UUCACACUAUCCAUGCCGAGUAUGACACUAUUGAUUUCUAUCACCUUAUAAUUUCACAGCUACAGAGCAGCAGGUUGUCUUUUACAACUGAAGGAAUAGGAUGUGAAUCAAUGACAAAUUAGAAGUGAGCUAUAAAUAUUCGUCAUGUGGUGUAACUUCAGGGUUUGAGUGGUGUGCACAUGUCCGCAACGAAUGCUUCAGAGUGGUAUAGAAAUGACGGAAAUCGAGGAUAAAGAGGACGAUAGUAUCUUGAGAAAUACGACGAUACAGAGCCAUGAAGAAUUGAUAGAACACGUGACUUUAAUACGUCAUCCUAAAACGCAAGGGAGCUUAGACGAUGUUACUGAAAAAGAAUAUGAUGACGGCAAGUGUGGAAAUAUAGAAAACUGCAAGUGUACACAUGCUAAUUUAUUAAACUAUCUCUUAGCUUUGUUUCCAAUUUUUGGCGUUUUACGUCGCUAUGACGUCAAAGAGUAUCUGAUCAAAGAUGUCGUUAGUGGACUAUCCGUGGCUUGCCUUCAUUUUCCCCAAGGAAUGGCGUUUGGGAUACUCGCAUCCCUUGCGCCAAAGUAUGGACUUUACACUUCAUUCUAUCCUGUUAUUUUGUAUGUGAUUUUUGGAACUUGCCCAACAGUAUCGUUUGGAACAAACGCUGUGAUAGCCUUAUUCACGGCAAAUCUUGUUCAAAGUCAUGUAACGUUACCUUCUUGGAGUGGUGGCAGCACCAAUAGUUCCAACGGCAGCACUGAGUCUGCGCAAAUACACGAGGAGCACUUCCUGGAAGCCAAGGCGGCUGUCGCAGCAGGUUCUUCUUUCAUAGUGGGGAUCUUGCUUCUAGCAUGGGGAUUGUUAAGAUUUGGUUUUAUAGCAUCAUACAUGUCAACCCCAUUUAUAGGGUCUUUUACGACCACUGCCACCAUUCAUAUUAUCACGAGUCAAAUUCCGAAGAGCAUUGGAGUUCGGAUACCAUCGGUCGCUGGCCCGGGGAAAUUAGUGAAAACGUACAUCGAAAUCUUUAAAAAUAUAAACACUGUUAAUGUAGGUUCCAUUCUCACAUCGAUAAUUUGUAUCAUAAUUCUAAUAUUCUUCAAAGACUUUAUAAAUGAAAAGUUUAAAUCAAAACUGUACAUGCCGAUUCCAAUAGAUCUUAUAUUAGUGAUUUGUGGAACUAUUGUAUCGUACUUUGGGAACCUAAAAUCUAAAUUCGAAAUACCAGUUGUAGGCGAAAUCUCUCUAGGAAUCCCACCUCCUACUCUUCCUGACAUAACAACUGGUAUUAUAGGAGAUUCUGUCGUGAUUGCCAUCAUAGUGUUCGUUUUGACCAUUUCCAUGGCCAAAGUCUGCGAGAGUAAGAGCACCAUCAAUGCCGACCAGGAACUGGUAGCGUACGGAAUGUCCAACUUUGGUGGUUCCUUUUUCAGGUGCUUUCCUUCCUGUGUAGCACCACCUCGUACAAUUUUACUGAACACAAUGGGGACCAAAACCACAUUAAAUGGACUAUUCUCAGCUGUCGUUAUAUUGCUUAUUUUAUUGUUUUUAGGAGAGUACUUUCAAUACCUACCAUUGCCCAUUUUGUCUAUAAUGGUCAUCAUGGCAGUUAAGAAUCUGCUUCUUCAGUUCCGCCAGUUACCACGGCUAUGGAAGAUAAACAAAUAUGAUUUUACCGUUUGGGUAGCCACAAUAAUGUGUGGAGUCUUUAUUGAUUUUCCUUAUGCUUUAUACUGUGGAGUUGGACUAAGUAUUUUCUUGGUCGUGUUUCAAAGCCAGAAAGGAAAAGUGGGUUUGUUUGGGAAAGUGGUGAACGAAGAUUUGUAUGUUGAAGAGUCAAAAUACACAGUUCUUCCGUCAAAUGUGAAGGUAUUUAAAAUGGAAUCGUCCCUUUUCUUUGCAACAGCGGAGUCUUUUCGUGAAAAUUUAUACAAACUGGCCGGAGAUCCAAGGAAAAUGAAGAAAAGCUCGGAAGAGGUGUCAAUUUCUGUGGACGAAAGACCUCCUAGGGAAAGUAGGAAAAACAAAACUUCCUCCUGUGGCAACCUCGAAGACAGACUAUGUGAAGGGGACAUACACACCGAGACGAAGUAUGUUGUCAUUGACUGUUCGUCUUUCAAUUAUGUGGACAGUAAUGGAGUUUCCAUAAUGUCGCUAGUUGUCAUGGAAUACCGGUCAGUUGGGAUUAAAGUUCUAUUGGUCAGGUGCAGCACAAACUUUCUGGGAGUGAUGUCGAGGUCAGAGUUGAUGAAGACGGUCGGGGAAGAAAACGUGUUUCCGGAUAUAGUGGACGCUUUGCAUCUUGCUAUAUCAGAUGAAUGAUGUAGUUUAGCGGUCCUUUUACUGAUUUCAUAAAAUGAUGAUAUGAUAUUCAA